AUGGUUCCUUCAUUGCCGCUCGAUGUUCUUGUCCACAUCCUCUACCAGAUUCCUCCUUCCCGGGACCUUAACAGUAUUUCUGUCAGAACAAUUGUUCAAUGUUCCUUGACGAAUACGCUCUUCCGAGAAGCUGCGGCUAUACCGGCUCUUUGGCAACAGCAUUAUCAAGUCCGAUAUCUUCACGCCAAUGAGGCAUCUGAGGGCCAAAGAAAGGCAGAGACUAAUGGAAACUGGAAAUUGAUGUAUGCUGCGCGAAGGAUGAUUGAUAUGAAGGUGCUCAAACACCUUGAUUCAAUCGUUAUGAAGAGGGUGGGGAGGUAUGAUCAUGCAAACGCCUUAACAAAAUUCCUAUUUGAUGCUUGGGAUGUGCUGGAAAUUGAGACUGGUAUGGUAGAUUCCAGUAGGCAUCUGAAAAUACGUGAAUUUGGAGAGAGACAUUCGCUGUCGGCUACUCGCGUGUAUUGGGCUUCAGCGGUGUUAGCUUCUAUUGGCCAAACGUACGCCGUAGGGCUUUGGAGUAGCCUUCGAUUAGGGAACAACUCGGUACCUUUUGUGCAAGCCUUCUCCUCUAUAUCUUGCUUCUUUGGUAAACAUCCGGAUGAGAUAAGCUCUAUGUUGAUCAGUCUCAACUCCCGGUGCAAAAGCUAUCUCUCUCGCCUCAACAUUCCUUUGUCCCACACCGAUCCAAACUAUGAUUCCAAGAAGCUUUGCAUACUCAUAUGUGAUUUCAUGAGUAAUGAGGGAUAUGGACCAGUCGUUCCUCACAACUUUCACGACGUUCUCAACUUAUUCCCUCACUUCUACCUCACGUCGCACAAGCGUACAAUUCCACUUUCUCUUGUCCACAUUUUUGUCUCAAUUGCACAGUCCCUUGACGUUACUGCAUUCCCCGUAGAUUUUCCGGUUCGGGUUUUGGUGCACAUCUCCGUACCAGACCCCGAGGUCGAUGAUUUCUACGUGGACGUGUUUGGAUCACAAACCAUUCUUACUUUGCGGGACGACAUUCCUGCGAUCCUGGCACGUCAAGGAAUUCAAGCUGAUAGCAUGAUGCACUAUAUAUCACCAAGCGGUGCAGCUUCCAUGCUCCUCAGGAACGGUCGCAACAUUCUAUCAUCGUUAAACAUACCAGCUACCCCCCUCUCUCUCAUACGACCUUCAGCGCUUUUAGCACUUACCAUAUUCUUAGUGCUGACUAGUAGUGGCCGCCUCGUUAUUCAGCUGAUGUCCCAAGCUGAGCCAUUGGAUUGCGCUACGUUCAUAACCGAAGCGCUAAUUCCUAGCCUAGACGGUGCUGGUAAAGUCCAAGAUGACCUUCAUCAAGCAUCUCAAAAGGGUCUUGAGGAAGAGGCAAUCUCCGCACAAGAAAUCAAACUAAGAUCCCCCGAGGAAACUGUACAUCAUUUCGUAGGGAUGCUUUUUGAGCAUAAAAGAUACAACUAUACAGCUUUGAUCACUGGCUGGGAUGUGAGCUGCGCGUCAGAAAGCUGGAUCAAGGAGAUGAAGGUCUUGGAUCUCCCUAGAGGCCGUGAUCAACCGUUUUACCAUGUUGUAUGCAUGGAUAGUUCUUCACGAUAUGUUGCCGAAGACAAUAUCAAACCCUUGCUCUCCGCAUCGAAUGAGCUUUUAAUGCAAAUGUGUCAAAACAUCGCCAUCCUGCCAAAGUUAUUUACUGGAGUGCUCACGAAACCGAAAACAAGAAGCACAGAACUCCGGAAUGUACCGCUCGAAGAGCAGAGGGCAAGGUUCGUGCUGAGUCCAGAGCUUACUGAAGCAUAUCCAGAAGAUGAGUCAUUGGGAGAUGCAUGGUUAGCUGGAGGAGAAUCAGUAUGA
Molecule: messenger RNA, 1830 nt
Organism: Lentinula edodes (shiitake mushroom)
Lineage: Eukaryota; Fungi; Basidiomycota; Agaricomycetes; Agaricales; Omphalotaceae
Product: Hemimethylated DNA-binding protein YccV like-domain-containing protein
Exons: 6
Coding region: 1-1830 (609 amino acids)
Molecular function (GO): protein binding; DNA binding
Source: RefSeq, a predicted model, not a curated record